Akanthomyces muscarius is the source of this 882-nucleotide messenger RNA. RefSeq lists its product as uncharacterized. The record is from RefSeq and is a predicted model, not a curated record. The coding region runs from base 1 to 882 and encodes 293 amino acids. The transcript has a single exon. Lineage: Eukaryota; Fungi; Ascomycota; Sordariomycetes; Hypocreales; Cordycipitaceae.
AUGUCUGAUUUAAGGUCUGCUGUAUACGUCGCACCUCCAAUCCCACUUCAGGCUGCAGAUCCGGCAGCGAAGGGAGGUGUCUGGUCCCCCAUUUCCUGCACUCUGAUCUACACCUCCACGGAAGCCGUCUUGGUAGACACUCCGAUUACGAUCCAGCAAACCAACGUCCUGAUUGCAUGGAUCGAGAAAAUUGCACCAAAGCGAAGUUUGACACACAUAUACAUAACGCACGGCCAUGGAGACCAUUUCUUUGGCAUCCCGCUUAUCCUCAACCGCUUUCCCGAGGCAGUUCCAGUGGCUACGCCGGCCGUCAUCAGACACAUGGAACAACAAAUCGAGGAACAGGUAUUCUCUACAAUGUGGAGAUCUCGUUUUCCUGGACAAAUCUACGAGCCUCAAUCCACUGCAUCUAUCAAGCCUCUCCCAGAAGAUAACAGAUUUCUGAUAGACCGUCGGUAUGAAUUGCAGGCCAUCGAGGUCGGCCACUCUGAUACCCACGACUCCACCAUCUUAUGGGUGCCCGAUCUCAAACUUGCAGUGUGUGGGGAUGUUGUCUAUGGCCAGGUGCACCAGAUGCUUUACGAAGCAAAUACACAGGCGAAGCGUGAGGCCUGGAUCAAGGCCAUUGGGGUUGUGGAGGAUCUGAAGCCAUCCUACGUUGUCGCUGGACACAGACAAGCGGAAGAAAUCGAUGGCGUGUGGCACUUGGCGGCGACCAGGAAGUACAUUGAGGAUUUUGGAAAGGCGCUGGCGAAGAACCCCAAAGAUGCAAAGGAGCUUUUUAACGAGAUGGUCAAAUUAUAUCCUGACAGGUUCAACCCAGCCGCACUGAAAAUGGGUUGCAUCGGUGCGUUUCUUAUUCCGAAAGAAGUCCGUCUCUAG